Messenger RNA from Microcebus murinus (gray mouse lemur), 4540 nucleotides. The record is from RefSeq and is a predicted model, not a curated record. Lineage: Eukaryota; Metazoa; Chordata; Mammalia; Primates; Cheirogaleidae.
CUCCUGACCUCAAGCGUUCCUCCCGCCUCGGCCUCCCAGAGUGCUAGGGUUACAGGCAUGAGCCUCUGCGCCCAGCCUCAACAAUGACUUAUUAAGCACCUACAAGAUGGCAGGCACUGUUCUGGAAGGUGGGAAUAUAGCGGUGAAUGUGAACAAAACUCCCCUGCCUUUAUGGAUGUUAUAUUUAUAAUGGGAAAGACAAUAAUCAGAUAUUUAAGUUAAAAUGUAUAAAACAUGUAGAAUAUAGGUAGUAAGUGCCGUAGAGAAGAAAAAGGAAGGGGGACAGGAAUCGUGUAUGGAGGUUGCAAUUUUAAAUAAGUUGGUUGAGAAAGGCUUUAUUGAGAAGGUGACAUCGGAGCAGAGACCUAGUGGAGGGAAGAAGUGAGCUGAGUGGCUGACUGUGGGGAUAGUAGGGACAAAGGCAUGAGGUGGAGCUUACAUUUAUGGGAUGUUUGUGGAAGAGCACACAGGGCCACAAGGUGCUGAGAAAGGCAGAGGAGGACUGGUGGGAGGUGAGGUCCGAGAGGGGCAGAGAGCCGGGUGUGUGGGCCAUUAUACCAACUGUGGCUUUCUCUCCAAAUCUGAGACCUCAUAAUACAGUCUGAGUGCUCGUAAUAAUCCUUAGAGGUGUGGGGGCUAUUUUAACGACCAUUUUACUACUGUUACAGCAGGAGCACAGAGAGGUUGAAUUACCCAUCGGAAGUCACACAGCCGGUUGUGACUUUCCUGGAGCCUCAUCGCCCGUGUUACCUAUGACCCCCUGCACCAAACUAACUCCCUAAACUCAGCGUGGGAGUCUUGAUCUUCGACACCAGCUUCAUCCCCAAGUGUCUUGGAGCAGCUAUGCCUCCGCCACAGGGUGACGUGACCGCCUUGUUCCUGGGGCCUCCGGGCACGGGGAAGUCUGCGCUGAUUUCAGCGCUGUGCGACAAGGAUGUCGAGACGUUAGAGGCCCCCGAGGGACGGCCAGACUCCAGGGUCCCCAGCCUGAGAGCUGCUGGCCCAGGCCUCUUUCUGGGCGAGCUGAGCUGCCCACCCGCAGAACCAGGGCCCUGGGCGGCUGAGGCCAACGUGUUGGUACUGGUGCUACCUGGACCCGAAGGGAACGGGGAGCCCUUGGCCCCAGCGUUGGGAGAGGCAGCGCGGGCUGCCCUGGCUCGAGGGACCCCGCUCCUGGCUGUGCGGAACCUCCGUCCUGGGGAUUCACAAGAUGAAGCCCAGGCCCGGGAUCAGACAGCGGCUUUGCUGGAUAGAGCCGGGUUAGGAGCCGCGGCUCUCUUCGUGCUACGGGCUGACUGCGGCGGCAGUGAAGGCUGCGAGGAGCUGGAGCGCCUGCGGGCGGCGCUGCAGAGCCAGGCGAAGGCACUGCAGAGGCUCUUGCCACCAGCCCAGGAUGGCUUUGAGGUCCUGGGCGCUGCGGAGCUGGAAGCUGUACGAGAGGCCUUUGAGACUGGUGGCCUGGAGGCGGCGCUGUCAUGGGUGCGUGCAGGCUUGGAGCGCCUGGGCAGCGCGCGCCUGGAUCUGGCUGUGGCUGGCACUGCUGACAUGGGCCUUGUCCUGAAUGUGCUGCUCGGAUUGGAUCCUGGCGAAGCAGGUGCUGUACCUGCUUCAGUGCCCACGAAGCCCACUCCCUUCCCAGCCCCAGAGCGCCCCAAUGUGGUGCUCUGGACUGUGCCUCUGGGCCCUGCGGGCACUACCACUGUCGCCUCUCACCCGACGCACUACGACGCCCUCAUUCUCGUCACCCCUGGGGCCCCCACCGAGAAGGACCGGGCCCAGGUCCGCGCCUUGAUGCCACCAGAUGCGCCACUUGUCUGCGUGAGAACAGACGGUGAGGGCGCGGAUCCGGAGCCUCUGGAAGAAGAGGACGCGGUGGAGAAGGCCAGCAGCAAGAGCUCGGAGAGUGCACUCAGCGAGGAAAGGGAGAAGCGCGGCGCUGGAGGGCAGAAAGCAGGCGGUGGGGAAGGCUCUGAGAAAGCUGUCAGCGGGAGUGUGCAGCAGAUUGUCGUUGGCGCAAAGAAGUCAGGCAGUGGGGACUCAGAUCCGGCAGCAGCAUUGAUCCCGGAGGAUGAGUCGUGGGAGGUGCUAGAGGAGUCGCUGCCACCAGUGUUCCCUCUGCGUGCCAGCGGACUCCCGGGGCUGUGCGAAUGGCUGCAGCGAGCGCUCCCUCCAGCCCAGGCGGGGGCGCUGUUGCUGGCGCUGCCACCGGCGUCCAUCAGUGCUGCCCGAAAGAAGGCUGCGGCGCUCCGGGCAGGCGCGUGGAGGCCGGCUCUGCUGGCCAGCCUGGCGGCAGCGGCGGCACCAGUUCCAGGGCUGGGCUGGGCAUGCGACGUGGCCCUUCUGCGGGGUCAGCUGGCAGAGUGGCGGCGCGCCAUGGGGCUGGAACCCGGGGUGCUGGCACGACGUGAGCGUGCCCUAGGCCUGGCUCCCGGAGAGCUGGCAGCGCGUGCGCAUUUCCCAGGCCCAGUGACACGCGCGGAGGUGGAAGCCAGGCUGGGUGCCUGGGCUGGAGAGGGCACUGCAGGGGGCGCAGCCCUUGGCGCACUCUCCUUCCUGUGGCCUGCGGGUGGCGCAGCAGCGACAGGUGGCCUGGGCUACCGGGCCGCUCACGGUGUCCUCUUGCAGGCGCUCGAGGAAAUGCUAGCAGAUGCUGAGGCCGUGCUGGCACCCCCUGAGCCCACCCAGUGAGAGGUGGGAUGGGGGCCGGGCUUCCCAAGUCCCACUUAGAGAGGAGGGGGCUUGGGAGUCCACACUCUGGCAUGGGAUGUCAGGCCUCUGAGAUAAAGAGUGGGGACCGCUGCUCAGAAUCCUGGGUGCUCGAAGGGGACGUGGCUCUGACUUCUGGUUGGCAUGUGUGGCUUCUAAUCAGCUGGAUUCGUGGUUCCUGAAGGGGAAUAGAGUUUGGGGGACAGGACUCCUGACUUCCCUGGGAACCAGGGGACAUGACAUUCAGUCUCUUGUGUCCUGAAGGGAGUUGACCUGAACUCCAGAAGUGGGUAUGUCGUGGUCGCAUAGACAAUAGAAACAGGUUAUUGGAUGUUUAGUCCUCCAGCAGAGAGAGGGUAGAAGCCCUGUUUCCUAAUUGAGGGAUCCCUCACUAGGACCUGAACUCCAGUAUGGGGGAAAAGGCCUGCACACUGCCUCCCAGGUCCUCAAGGGCCAGUACCUUUUGAAUCUUUAUUGGGGGGGUCUCCAGGAUUUCAGACUCCUGGCUCCCAAGAGGGCUGUGGGCCUUGGUUCCUAGUUCUUGGGUGGUGGGAGGUCUGCAUCGAGGGGAGGCAUCAAGGAGCUUAUGGGGAGAUGCUGGCGACCUCUUGAUUUCUCUUGGGGGGUACAAGGGUGUCCACUGUUACCCAGAGCUCUGGUUGUGGGGAGGGUGGUCCCACAAAAAUGAGAGGGACUAAGAGGUCUGGGCCUGGUGGGCUCUAGAGUUGCCAGGGACCAGGACUGAGGCUUUCUGGGUGUGGAAGGGCAGGAAACCAUAGUUCAGAAAUGAUCUCCCACAAACCUUAUAUUUGGAUCCUGACAACUGCCUCUCUGAGUUUGGGAAAGGAUGUGACCGCCUACAUUUUAUCAGUGCUGGGUGAUUCAUGGGUCUCUGGGGAGUAGGUUCCUCUGCCCUCUUUCCUUUGAGCGUUUCUUUUAAUCUUGGUUUCUAAUGUCAUUAAACCUUAACCCAUUCUGGCCUUGGUGUUUUGCGCACCUGCCUUUUUGGAAAAGCAGCCGUACUGCUGCACUAGGCCAAACAUUUCUGUGUGGCUACCUCAGGUGUCCCCAAGAUGCUUUGCCUUCUAGUGUACACACAAUGGGUGCUGCAGUGAGCAAGGGUCCCACAGAAUGGCUGGGCAGCCAUUCCAGCCCAUAGGAAUGUGCCAGAAGUGAGGAAAAGGCAGAAACCACAGUGCCUGGAAUGUUGUAGGCUGCCAGCUCCAUGUAGGGAAAAACUUGCAGGUUAUGGAAUUCUGUAGUGCCAAAAACGGAAAAGGAGGACCUGAGAUUCCAUGGGAUAGAAUUUCUUUUGUAAUAGAUGGGGAAAACUAAAUCCAGACAGUGUAGGCUUGAGAUCUAACAGCACACAGCAAAGCCCUAUGGAUCUGGCACCUGUCUCUAUGUCUCAUUCCCUGCCCCUUCCCAUCCCCAACCAAUCUGAUGGGCCUUCCUUCUUCUGCUUGAGUGGGCCACCUUGAGUCCUGCCCCAGGACCUUUGCACUUGCUGUUCUCUUUCCUACAGUGCUCUACCCUCAAAACCUCCUGGGACAGGCUCCUUGUCAAUCAGACCUUAGCUCAAAUAUCCCCUCAGAAAGAUCUUCCCUGGCCACCCUAACUGAGGUAGCCCAUACAUCCCUAUCCCAUUGUUCAUCUGGCCAGUUGAUUUUCCUUGUAGCAAUUGUAGCAAAAAUGACCUUAUUUAUUUAUUUACAUAUUUAUUGGUUAUUGACCCCUUGCCUGUCUUCUCUGAUGUACUCCCAGCACCUAGAACAGUAGGUGCCUGGCACAUAAUAGGUGUUUAGUAAAUACCAUGUUUCCCUGAAAAUAAGAC